Molecule: messenger RNA, 1852 nt
Organism: Lepisosteus oculatus (spotted gar)
Lineage: Eukaryota; Metazoa; Chordata; Actinopteri; Semionotiformes; Lepisosteidae
Gene: tm2d2
Product: TM2 domain containing 2
Source: RefSeq, a predicted model, not a curated record
CAUAUCCUCCAUUCGCAAGAUGGAGGAUGAACAUGACUGAAAGCGUGAUAUUGGUUUAAAAAAACAUUAUUUCUUAUGUGAGCUUUAUGUUGUAAUUUAUUUAUGACCGUAAUCAUUUUCUAAACAAUCAUGACAAAUUAAAAUACACGGUAAAUGUUAAUACGUGCGCAAUGUAGUUUGUAGAGCGGUCGUUACUUCCGCUUAGUCUCAAAAGACUUAAAGAUCAGCUGUUUUUUUAGUGAUAGGUUUGUUUGUUCUUUCAAUGAUGGUUGUGAACUAGAGGGAAAAAAACAUGCCUCAGGUUUCGGUUAAUUAUAUUUUGUUGUGCGGGCAGAUUUUGUUGCUUUUGACAGUGUUGUUAAUACAGUGCUUUGGUCAAAUAAAUUCUCAAAUAGAGAGUAGCACAUAUGGAAAUAACGUUACAUCUCGUAUCACAACGGAUGAACCUUUCAACGACUUGGAAUACAAAGACCCAACUUCACCGGUAGUUCUCUGUGAAUAUCUGCCAGAAGAGUUCAUAUACUGUCAGGAGCCAGUGGAUCAUGCUGGAAAUCAUACAGCUUUUGUGGAGAUGGGUCAUGGAUGUGUGAAGUUUGGUGGGCAAGCUUACAAAGAUGUAGACCACACAAAGGUUUUGUGCACAGCACUGGAGAAAAUUGAGUGUGCUGGACCCCGUGAGUUUUUGAGGGGGAAUGAGCCCUGCAUUAAGUACACGGGACACUACUUCAUUACCACACUGCUGUAUUCCUUUUUCCUGGGCUGUUUUGGGGUGGAUCGGUUUUGUCUGGGCCACACGGGCACAGCUGUGGGCAAGCUGCUGACCUUGGGAGGACUGGGCAUCUGGUGGUUUGUGGACCUCAUCCUUCUUAUCACUGGAGGACUGAUGCCGAGCGAUGGCAGCAACUGGUGUACUUUUUAUUAAAGACAGCAGGAGAGGACAGGAGUCGCUUUGAUAUUCUGAACUUCGAAGCAGAGGCUUUUGCGACUAACUUCAGUGGUCUCUUAAAUACCGGUGUGUGUUGCAAUGAUAGUUCUCAGAUAUGGAAUGAGUGUGCAAAAGGAAAAGUAACACUGUGAUAUCUUGCGACUUCUUCUGUUUGACACGCUGAAGAUGUGUGAAAUCUCCUGUAAUAUGCUUUAAACCACCCACACAAACAUUCUCAUGUACUGUUUUUCUUCUGGAUCAAGGACAGCCUCUGGAACACACUGAAGUUUAGGACCACUGACUUGUUCCAAGGAUCCCUCUUAGAAAAGCAAGAUUGAUUAGCUGAUUAUCUCGCAGAAAGAAAGAUUUGGUGUCCUUCCCAGUACAGACCGAAGUGCGAUCAGUUCGAUAGAUUUAAAGAAACAAAAGCUGGUUGCAAUUGAGUCUUAAUUUUAAAACUGCAUGUCUAGGUGCUUUAACUGGAGGCACUCAAAUAAACUGACAAACUAAUAGGGUUCUGGAGUGUCUAAACUGGUAAUUUUGUGAAAAGCUUUGGUCUGUGUAAUAUAGGUUUAUUUACACUUACUCCUUUACUUUGACAGUUUUAGUAAUGGAGGAUCUUAAUUCCAACAAGGUCCAUUUCUUUCCCUUUGAAUUGAAUGUUUUUUGUUUGCUGCAGGUUUAAAAGUCAAGCCACUACUUGUAAAUGAUCCAAAACCCAGGUUUUAUUACUUUCUUCCAUAAGUCUUAUAUUUUGUGAUGGUAAGAGUAUAAGUUCCAAAAUGUCCUUUAAUAGCUGUUCCAAUGAUUUGUUUUUAUAACUGGAGCCCAACUGAACAAGAAUGAAAUUCCGUAAGAAAAAUAAGAUAAAUCCCGAGGUAUUCCAUUUGAAGGUAGACAUGCUAAUAAAAUAGUUUUUUUUAAAUA